Paramecium pentaurelia is the source of this 686-nucleotide messenger RNA. NCBI's taxonomy places the organism in Eukaryota, Ciliophora, Oligohymenophorea, Peniculida, Parameciidae. The record is from the annotation of a GenBank genome assembly.
AUGAGAAAUUAAUCUGCAAAAAAAGAAACUAAUCAAAUAAAAAAAAAGUCAACUAUUAAAUCCAAUAUUGACUUUUAAUAAUAUAGCUUUUUGGCUACAAGAAAGAAUUUCUAAAGUCUAACAUGUUCUACUCAACAAGAUUCAAAUAUUAGCAAUAAAUUAUUUUAAUCACUUAGACAACUAUCACCAACGGAUUAAGCUGAAAAAAAAAGUAUUUUUAUCAAAUUAUAUCAUUUAAAGAUUAACAAACUAAACAUUCAUCAUAAAGAUUGAUUAAAAUGAAUUCAAAAGAAUUUUAAGACUCUAACAAAAUUAUGAAAGGGAGUUUUUACAAAAAAAUAUCACCAUAAAUUAAUAUGAAUAAUGAUAAUAUUGAAGUUAACUUUGUUAGAGAAUUCAAUCUUUAUAAUGAGUCUAAUUCAAUAAGAGAGAAUAAAAAAAAUGUUUAAAUUGAUAAAGAAAUAACUAUAUAGGAAGUAUUUAAUUCCAAAGUUCAAGUCAAAAGUUCUCGUAAGCUUACUAAUGAUAAUGCUUAAUUUUAAGCAGCAGUAAGCAAGGGCAUUUUGAAUAGUUACAAAAAACUUUUUAUUAAUUCUGAAUCAAAAAACGAUUAAGUAUCUCUUUGCUCUAAAAAUCAACCAUUAAGUGCCAGAACAUAAAAAAUAAAUUUAAAGUAAUACAAAUGA